AUGGUUAACAAUGUCACAUUUCUCAAUCUCCAAAUAAGCAAGGUCAAAAACCCUAUCAUCAUUGAUCAAAUGUAUUGCCUCAACUCUUGCGGUUCAAAUGAUGAAAUGAGUAAGUCAAGAGUGCAGAUUAAAGAUGUGAGAUAUGAAGGCAUAAGGGGGACUUCAAAUACCCAAGUGGCAGCAUUAAGUAGAGCAUGGAGUGAAGCAUGUGGAAAUAAUGGAGGUGGUGUGGUUUUAAUACCAGCACUAGGGAGGUUCUUAGUUUUGCCAUUGCUGCUUCAAGGUCCAUGCCAUGGCUUCAUUCGUAUACAGUUUGAUGGCGAACUGUUGGCUCCAACGGAUAACCAUUUUGCCACCGGCAACUACUGGCUUAGUAUCAACCAAGUCAACAACUUGUUCAUCGAUGGUUUAGGUCGCUUGAAUGGUCGUGGUUCUACCGCUUGGUAUUACAAAUCCGCUAAUCGUCCUAUCUCUAUGAAACUCAAUAAUAUCAACACUGCAAGAAUCAGGAACAUAAAAUCGUACAAUAGCAAACUCUUCCAUUUCGCUAUGCAUGGAUGUCAUGAUGUCACAUUUGAUCACGUUACAAUGAUAGCUCCAGCGAACAGCCCUAAUACAGAUGGAAUCCACAUUUCAUCGUCGAGUGGUAUCAACAUCAUGCAUUCAAUGAUUGGCACAGGAGAUGACUGUAUCUCCUUAGGUCCUGGAAGUAAAUUCAUCAACAUAACCAAUGUCCGGUGUGGUCCUGGCCAUGGAAUCAGCAUCGGUAGCCUCGGAAAGUACCCAAACGAAGAAGACAUCUUUGAAGUCACAGUAAGAGACUCCACAUUCAUUGGCACGUCCAACGGUGUGAGAAUAAAAUCAUGGUUGUCUUCGUAUUCAAGCAUGGUUAGCAAGGUCACAUAUAUGAAUCUCCAAAUGAAUAAUGUCAAAAACCCUGUCCCCAUCGAUCAAAUGUACUGUCCCGACUCUUGCGGUCCAAAUGCAAUGAGUAAGUCAAGAGUACAUAUUAAAGAUGUGAGAUAUGAAGGCAUAAGGGGGACUUCAAAUACCCAAGUGGCUGUAAAUUUUGAAUGUAGCCAAGUUUUUCCAUGUGAAGGCAUAGGGUUGCAAGACAUUAACCUUCCUUUCAAUGGUGGUGGAAAUUCAACUUCUCGUUGUCAUAAUGUUAGGGGUUCUACUUUUGGGCAACAAUUACCUCCCUCUUGCCUAUAG
Messenger RNA from Benincasa hispida (wax gourd), 1215 nucleotides. The record is from RefSeq and is a predicted model, not a curated record. Lineage: Eukaryota; Viridiplantae; Streptophyta; Magnoliopsida; Cucurbitales; Cucurbitaceae.